Messenger RNA from Dichomitus squalens LYAD-421 SS1, 868 nucleotides. RefSeq lists its product as uncharacterized. The transcript has 3 exons. Lineage: Eukaryota; Fungi; Basidiomycota; Agaricomycetes; Polyporales; Polyporaceae. Bases 21 to 770 code for a protein of 249 amino acids. Gene Ontology annotation, biological process: mRNA processing. The record is from RefSeq and is a predicted model, not a curated record.
CUCUCUGCUCGUCGGUCACGAUGUCCGUCCUGGCUCAUCUGCUGCGCCCAGCAGCAGGUGCCCGCAGGGCGUACUCUGUAUUCUCCAAGCCUGGGGGCGGUGGAUACUUCAAUUCGUCCAGGUCUCCCAAAGUUGCACCUCCAUCCAGCAAGGCCAAGGUCGACUCAUCGUCCUCUACUAAUGCUGAUACGACCUCGCCCUCGACGAAGGAGGACACCCCGUCGAUGACCGCCGGAUCUUCACCCAGCGGAGAGACAAUGCACGCACCAUCCUCAUACACCUACACGACCAGCUCUUCGUUCUCCCCCGUGCACCCCCGUAUCAGCUCUCAGGACCUCAAACUGCACGAAUUCUUUUCGCUCCACCGACCAUUGCUGACGAUCUCGCAACCUCCGUCAUCGCUCUUCGAGUCCUAUUCUUCGGUCUUCCCGAUGCACCCCACCAAUCCGCCGCCCGAGACGGCCAAUUUUAGUAGUAUGGAAGGGGAGAGCAUGGAGGCCUCCCCAGAAGCCGAUGCUGACGCCGCACGGCAACUCGCACGAGCGAUGGUCGUGAAUCGGAUUGGAGCUUCCAUUGCCUGGGAAGAGGCUCUCAAGCGGCUAGGCCUCGAUGUGACAUCUGGACGGGCGGAGGAGGUCAGUCUGGCAGAGGCGGAGUUUGAGAUGUACAUGGAUAGCACCAAGAGGAAGCGGCGAAAGAAGAUGAAGAAGCAUAAGCUCAAGAAGCGGAGACGCCUGAACCGCUCUCAGCGAGUGAAGAUUGGCCGUUGACCGUAGAGAACGCAGCAUGUCUCAUGUCCCUGUUGGACUCUCCCGAGCAUCUCGAGCUGUACUUCUGCAUAGAGCCUAUAAUCUACUGCUGAUUCUUC